This is a messenger RNA of Sodiomyces alkalinus F11, 1409 nucleotides long. RefSeq names its product AAA-domain-containing protein. The coding region runs from base 79 to 1242 and encodes 387 amino acids. The transcript is spliced from 5 exons. Gene Ontology annotation, cellular component: mitochondrial outer membrane. NCBI's taxonomy places the organism in Eukaryota, Fungi, Ascomycota, Sordariomycetes, Glomerellales, Plectosphaerellaceae. The record is from RefSeq and is a predicted model, not a curated record. Gene Ontology annotation, molecular function: ATP binding; ATP hydrolysis activity.
GAGACAAAUUUGUAAUCUAAGGAUUAGGCGUUAACUGUAACACUUCCUUCACACGACAACUCAGUGCGCUUAGCAGAAAUGGGUGAUAGGAAAAAGGGCCUUAGCGACUUCGCUGUGGACGUGUUCCUCCUCGCCGGGGUUGUCGCCACUGGCAUCUAUUUGGGCCGAAGCUUUCUUUCUUCCCUAGAAACGACACUAGCUACCGACCCCGAAAAGGAAAAGCAUGAGCAGGCGAGACUAAGAGCAAGGGAACACUUACGGCGACUAGGUGCCAGGAGACGGGAUGGGGCGGGGACGAUUGCUGGUGAUUCAUUCGAGACCGACAACAACCUAGAAAGAGACUUCCAAGUCGAUGACAUACCACUUGAUGAAUACGAAAGUUUGAUUGCGAUGGAAAUGGUGGCACCAGCGGAUAUCCCAGUUGGAUUCAGCGAUAUUGGCGGUUUAGAACAUAUUAUCGAGGAGGUGAAGGAGGCUGUGAUAUAUCCAUUGACAAUGCCUCACUUAUAUUCACAUGCUGCCCCUCUUCUUUCAGCCCCGUCAGGUGUCCUGUUUUAUGGACCUCCUGGCUGCGGAAAAACAAUGCUUGCUAAGGCCGUUGCUCGCGAAAGUGGGGCGUCCUUCAUAAACCUACACAUUUCCACUCUGACCGAGAAGUGGUAUGGAGACUCUAACAAGCUCGUUCGAGCUGUAUUCUCCUUGGCUCGGAAAAUGCAGCCAGCCAUUAUAUUUAUCGAUGAAAUCGAUGCUGUCCUGGGCACUCGAAGAAGUGGCGAACACGAAGCAAGUGGGAUGGUCAAAGCCGAAUUCAUGACUUUGUGGGACGGGCUCACAUCUGCUAAUGCCUCGGGUCUACCGGCACGUAUCGUCGUUCUCGGGGCGACGAACCGCAUUCACGACAUUGACGAAGCGAUUCUCAGGCGAAUGCCCAAGAAGUUUACCGUGGGAUUACCCGGCAAGGAGCAGCGCAGAAGAAUUCUCCAGCUCAUUAUGGAGAACACCAAAACCGAACCAGAGGAUUUCAAUUUGGAUUAUCUUGCGGAAGUGACAGCUGGCAUGUCUGGCAGCGACAUCAAAGAAGCUUGUCGUGAUGCUGCUAUGGCACCUGUACGGGAAUAUAUGCGAAAGCAUCGAGGAGCUGGUAAACCAGUGUCCGCGGUGAAUCCAGAUCUUUUCCGUGGGGUCCGAACAGAAGAUUUCUUUAUGCGACAGGACAGAGAACGUAUUCCGGUACAGAACUAGCCUAUAGGCCCUUAAGAUAAUUACUAAAAAUUAUAGGCUUAACUACGGCGUGUAUAUAGAUAACUGUUUUAUUAUAUAGACCUCCCUAGGGUGGAAUAACCUAACGGCCGAUUAUAUAAUUUGGGUAUAGAAGGUGGGUAUCCGUAGGAUUAUGGGCUAUUACAGUG